ACAUCUUUAUGAAUCAUUUUUAAUCUGAUUCGAAAGCCAAUUUCCAUUGCUGACUUGAAAUGUUACUGCUGCCGGCAGAGUUAAUAGGAAAAAAUUUGCUUAUUUCUCAGAACAACAAAGAUCAAGUUAUCACCACGGAAACGAUCAUCACGCAGAAGUUGAAUAACCCGUACCUCCGGUGGAAUCCUGCUGAUUAUGACGGAAUACAAAAGAUUCUUGUGGAUCCAAAUGAAAUAUGGGUUCCAGAUAUAGUGCUGGAAAACAAUGCCGAUGAUGAGGUUGUUCAAGCAGGCCACUUGGAAAAAUUCCGAAGUUGGGUGCUACUGAAGAGCGACGGAAAUAAUACGUGGCUGUCCCCUGCAACUUUCAAGAGUACCUGCACCCUCGACGUACAGUUCUUUCCUUUUGACAAACAGAGGUGUAACAUGGUGUUUCGAUCGCUGACCUCUGAUAGCUCCAUCUUGAACAUUGACACGAAACAAAUUGAGAGCGAAAAUCCCGAGGAAGUUUCACGUUGUGCCGAUGAUGAGGUUGUUCAAGCAGGCCACUUGGAAAAAUUCCGAAGUUGGGUGCUACUGAAGAGCGACGGAAAUAAUACGUGGCUGUCCCCUGCAACUUUCAAGAGUACCUGCACCCUCGACGUACAGUUCUUUCCUUUUGACAAACAGAGGUGUAACAUGGUGUUUCGAUCGCUGACCUCUGAUAGCUCCAUCUUGGACAUUGACACGAAACAAAUUGAGAGCGAAAAUCCCGAGGAAGAUCUCAAACUAAGUACAUCUAAUGGUUACUGGACACUGCGAAGUAUCGAGAUCAAAGGAGGAGAGUACAAGCGCAGUCGCGAUCAAAAAUUCCGCGAGGUAGACUUGUCAUUUUUCAUUGGACGGAGGCCCACGCAUUUUGUUGUCUUCUCGAUCGUCCCCUGUAUGAUCAUCGGCAUGCUGGUUCUGGUGAGUUUCUUCAUUCCAGCGGAAAGCGGCGAGCGAAUCGGCCUGUGUGCAACCAUUCUGUUGGCUGUCAGCGUAUACCUGCUCGUUGUCACUGAACAGCUUCCGGAACAGUCGGAGACACUGCCCCUAAUUGGGGUUUACUAUAUCGUGAUCAUGUUUGAGAUUGGACUGGCGCUGGCCGCAACUGUUCUCGUAUUGAUGGCUCACCACGCUACCUCAGAACCACCCCGCUACCUGGCUUACAUUACAGUUUUGAACAGGAUUGGUUGCAGGAAAAAGAAGACACGCAAGAGUUUCAGGUUAGGCUCUCCAACCACUCUUAGAGUUGGCGCAGAAAACGCCGGCACGACGGUGGUCCAGAACGAUAACGUUGAGCUGGGAGAGGCGGGGAGGCAGUCACCAGCGGCUGAUUUGCCAAAAGAGCAACGGCCGUCAACUGCCUAUUCCAUCGUCCAACUUGUUAAUGAAGAAGACGAAAACCAAGAAGCCUGGAAGGAGAUCGCUCGUGCGCUCGAUCGCAUUUUCUUCUGGUUAUUUUUGACGCUGUUUGUGGUGUCGUCUAUUGUUGUUUACGGACAAGCAGGACGGCUAAGAUCGCUUGACUCAUUCGAUGAUUAAAAUAAUUUCCUCUGGUUUUGUAUUUAGAGCGGUUUUCAAUUGAUGGCCACAUCUUAACAUGAUUUAAUCAGGACUCAAAAAAAAAAAAA
This is a messenger RNA of Orbicella faveolata, 1654 nucleotides long. RefSeq names its product neuronal acetylcholine receptor subunit beta-3-like. The record is from RefSeq and is a predicted model, not a curated record. NCBI's taxonomy places the organism in Eukaryota, Metazoa, Cnidaria, Anthozoa, Scleractinia, Merulinidae.